UUCCCGAUCCCUCUCCACUCCGCUCCGCCGCCACCGUUGGCCUUCCGAUUCGCCCGUUUUCCCCCUCCUUCCUUCCUCAGGAAGAUGCUGGAGAACGGCGACCGCGCCGCCGGUCAUGAACCCGCCCGUCCUCAUCACGAACAGGUCAAGGUUGACCCCGGGAAGCCCGCGCCGCUCACCUGGCGACGCAAGAUAAGCAGCCAGGGCAAUGUACCCGUGGAGUUCACCGUCUCCUUUCGAGACAAAAUCCACUUGGCUCCAAUAGGUUUUCGGCUAUGGCGUCAAAUUCGAGAAGAAGCUGCCAAGGGGAUGGGGACCAUCAUGAAUCCUUUCACAAAGCGCCCUGUGACAUCAACUCAUGCCAUUCCUCUUGGCGGUAUUGGAUCUGGGAGCAUUGGAAGAAGCUAUAGUGGUGAAUUUAUGCGUUGGCAACUAUUCCCCAGAAUAUGUGAGGACAAAGCAGUUUUAGCUAAUCAAUUUUCUGUGUUUGUUUCUCGCCCCAAUAGCGAAAAAUAUUCUACCGUGCUCUGCCCUGGGUCUCCAGCUGAACUCAAAGAGAGCCCCAAUUCAGGAAUUGGAUCCUGGGACUGGAAGCUGAGCGGUAAUAAUUCCACAUAUCAUGCGCUGUAUCCUAGGGCAUGGACUGUAUAUGAGGGUGAACCAGAUCCUGCCCUUAGGAUAGUCUGCCGUCAAAUUUCCCCACUCAUUCCUCAUAAUUACAAGGAGAGCAGUUUUCCCGUGUCUGUUUUUACUUAUACGCUAUAUAAUUCUGGAAAGACUGCUGCAGAUGUCACUUUGCUCUUCACAUGGACUAAUUCUGUGGGAGGGAUGUCUGAAUUUUCUGGUCAUCACUCCAACUCAAAAAUUAUGAUGAAGGAUGGAGUCCAUACUGUACUUCUGCAUCACAAGACUGCAGAUGGUCUUCCCCCUGUAACUUAUGCAAUCGCAGCUCAGGAAACUGAAGACGUUCAUGUCUCAGAGUGCCCUUGCUUCGGAAUAUCCGGUAAUUUUGAGGGUAUCUCAGCCAAUGACAUGUGGAAGGAGAUAAAACAGCAUGGAUCCUUUGACCAUCUUAAUUCCGUGGAUGUGUCGGUUCCAUCAGAACCAGGAUCAUCUAUUGGGGCUGCCAUUGCAGCUUCUGUGACGAUUCCAUCAGGUACAGUGCGUACAGUGAACUUUUCCUUGGCAUGGGACUGCCCAGAAGUAAACUUUAUGCGGGGAAAGACAUAUCACAGGAGGUAUACUAAAUUCUACGGUACACAUGGAGACGCUGCGGCAAAUAUUGCGCAUGAUGCAAUCCUUGAACAUGGGCAAUGGGAGUCCCAGAUAGAAGCCUGGCAGAGACCUGUUCUUGAAGACAAGAGGCUUCCUGAAUGGUACCCUAUCACUCUCUUCAAUGAGCUCUAUUAUCUUAAUUCUGGGGGAACAGUUUGGACAGAUGGAUCACCUCCACUUUGCAGUUUGGUUAGCCUUGAAGAAAGAAAGUUCUCCCUUGAUAGGUUGAGAUCCCAUAUGGAGCGUUCAAUGGAUGUCACUUCUCAACCUGAUACUGCUGUUGAUAUUUUAGAAAGAAUGACCUCAGUCCUUGAGCUAGUACAUACUCCUGUCGCAUCUAAUUCUGCUUUUGGCACAAAUUUGCUUCAAGACGGAGAAGAAAAUGUUGGUCAAUUUCUUUAUCUAGAAGGAAUAGAAUAUCAUAUGUGGAACACCUAUGAUGUCCACUUUUAUUCUUCAUUUGCUCUAGUUAUGCUCUUUCCCAAACUCCAACUCAGUGUACAGCGGGACUUUGCAGCAGCAGUGAUGAUGCAUGAUCCUUCCAAGAUGCAACUCUUGAGCAAUGGACAAAGGGUCCCAAGAAAAGUCCUGGGAGCUGUUCCCCAUGAUAUUGGUAUCACUGAUCCAUGGUUUGAAGUAAACGCCUAUAAUCUAUAUGAUACAGAUAGGUGGAAGGACUUGAAUCCAAAAUUUGUUCUUCAAGUUUACAGGGAUGUGGUUGCCACUGGCGACAAAAAGUUUGCACAGGCUGUGUGGCCUUCUGUUUAUGUUGCGAUGGCUUACAUGGACCAAUUUGAUAGGGAUGGAGAUGGAAUGAUUGAGAACGAUGGGUUUCCUGAUCAGACAUAUGAUACAUGGUCUGUAUCUGGCGUGAGUGCGUACAGUGGUGGACUGUGGGUUGCAGCCCUUCAGGCUGCAUCUGCCCUGGCACAUGAAGUUGGUGACAAGGGUUCAGCGGCUUACUUCUGGUUCAAGUUUCAGAAGGCAAAAGUUGUUUAUGAGAAGCUAUGGAAUGGUUCUUACUUUAAUUAUGACAGCAGCAGCAGCAAACAAAGUUCAUCUAUACAGGCUGAUCAGUUGGCUGGCCAUUGGUAUGCUCGCGCCUGUGGUCUUCAUCCUAUUGUUGAUGAGUCUAAAGCUAAAAGUGCUUUGGGAAAAGUUUACAAUUAUAAUGUCUUAAAGUUUAAGGAUGGAAGAAGAGGGGCUAUGAAUGGAAUGUUGCCAGAUGGAAGUGUGGACAUGUCAUCAAUGCAAUCGAGAGAAAUUUGGCCCGGAGUUACAUAUGGUCUCGCUGCAACAAUGAUUCAAGAAGACAUGAUUGAUAUGGCAUUUCAGACGGCCAAUGGAAUAUAUGAAGCUGCAUGGUCAGAACAGGGACUUGGCUAUUCAUUUCAAACUCCUGAAGGUUGGAACGACAAUGACGAAUAUAGAUCUCUAGGUUAUAUGCGUCCUCUGGCCAUAUGGGCAAUGCAAUGGGCAUUAUCAAGGAGAAAUUCUUCCAGGCAGGAGAUGAAACCUGAAAUAAGUGAAGAAGAUUUGCUUCGACAGCAUGCGGGAUUCACCAAAGUGGCACGACUUCUGAAGCUGCCAGAAGUGGAAACAGCCAGAAGUCUCUUCCAGGUUGUAUAUGACUAUACUUGCAAGCGGAUGUGGAUGUGACACAAAUAAAACCCCAGAAUAAGUGAUCAUUUAUACAGCAAAUUGGUCUUAUCACAGUAAAUUGUCUAGAAUAUGAAUCGGCUGAAUAACUGGUAAGAGUAGAAGUGUAAUUACAAGUAUUUUCUGAUAAAAUUUUGAAUAGGCAAUAUCUUGUAGAUGCAUCCA
This is a messenger RNA of Syzygium oleosum, 3099 nucleotides long. RefSeq lists its product as uncharacterized. Gene Ontology annotation, biological process: carbohydrate metabolic process; glucosylceramide catabolic process. NCBI's taxonomy places the organism in Eukaryota, Viridiplantae, Streptophyta, Magnoliopsida, Myrtales, Myrtaceae. Gene Ontology annotation, cellular component: membrane. The record is from RefSeq and is a predicted model, not a curated record. Gene Ontology annotation, molecular function: beta-glucosidase activity; glucosylceramidase activity. The coding region runs from base 85 to 2934 and encodes 949 amino acids. The transcript has 19 exons.